AUGAAUUUCACGAAAGCGAGGGUCAAGGGAUUAGAUGUUGAGGUGGAGGAGAAUGCAGUCAAUUCUGUACUCGUCUCUGACAAGGAUAAGGAUCCUAUUGAAUCAACAAAUGACAAGCCGGUCAGACCUACAGAAUCUCCUACAACUUCAUCGCCUGACACCGAUUCCACGACUUGUUUUCUAGAGUCAGAAUUAUUCGCUAAUAAGAUAAGAGAGAUGUUAAUAGAGUUCGUGAUCGUGGAGAAUAUGCAACACAAGUCCAAAUUGGAUGACUUAAAAGUGGGCAAAAUUGAUGGUUUGAAAGUGAAUGUCAAUAUUCCGGAGAGAAUCGCUUCCACCAAUUUCCUCAAACCAAUGCUCGAGUAUAUCAUCUCAAGAAUAUCUACAACUGUUGCCAACGGAUCCAUGGAUUCUAUUGUCCGGCAUAUGAGGGACGUCUUCUAUGAUGCCAUUCAAGACAAGAUCAAAAUUAAGCCUUAA
Molecule: messenger RNA, 480 nt
Organism: Oppiella nova
Lineage: Eukaryota; Metazoa; Arthropoda; Arachnida; Sarcoptiformes; Oppiidae
Source: the annotation of a GenBank genome assembly